Molecule: messenger RNA, 6288 nt
Organism: Taeniopygia guttata (zebra finch)
Lineage: Eukaryota; Metazoa; Chordata; Aves; Passeriformes; Estrildidae
Gene: ETV6
Product: ETS variant transcription factor 6
Biological process (GO): regulation of transcription by RNA polymerase II; cell differentiation
Cellular component (GO): nucleus
Molecular function (GO): DNA-binding transcription factor activity, RNA polymerase II-specific; sequence-specific DNA binding
Source: RefSeq, a predicted model, not a curated record
AUGGCCGAAGUGCUUUUCCCUUUCCCCCUGCUGUUUUCAUUCCCAUCACGAACGCAGGCCGGGCUCCGAACGCAGGGCCGGGCCGGGCCGGUGGCGGCUCCGCGGGCUGCGCUGCCCGGCCGGGCUGCCCGUGCGGCGACUGAACAAAGCUGGCGGUGCCGCCGGGACCGCCGCUCGGUGCUUAAAGGGCCCGCGCCGUGUCCAACCGAGCCGGCUCGGCUAUGGCGACACGGCCCGACCGCGCCAUUCCAGCCUGCCUCCGGCCCUGGCCGGCCCGCAGCGGCACCCAGGGCCCGGCCAGAGCGAGCCUCACGCCGCUCCGCCCGGUGGCCGGCGGCGCUGGGCCGGCGGUGGGCGCUGGGCCGGCGCGGCCCCUUUAAGAGGCGGUGCGGGUGCCGGGAACCCACGUCAGUUUCGGCCCCGAAACUCCGGAUCAAUGAGCGGCGGCGCGGGGCGGGGCGCAGCGCCCGGCCCGGCCCGGCCCGGCCCCCGCUGCCGCCUUUCGGUUUCUCUCUUUUCCGGGAAGAAAAACACCGGCGGGGACCGAGGCCGCGCCCCCCCCCCCCCCCCCGCCGCUUCCCUUCCCGCGCCCUCUCCCGCUUCCCGCCUCUCCCGCGGAGCCGCGAGCACGCGCGAGGCGCGCACGCGGCGGGGGAGCGGCGGCAGCAGCGAGGAGCGGCCCCGGCCCCGCGGCCCGACUGCCCCGCGCGCCCCGGCCGCCGCUGCCCUGAGGGGCCGGGCCGGGCCGGGCCGCCGCGCCGGGAGAGGAGCGGAAAGUGGGGAGAGCCCGAGAACUUCCCGUCUGCCCGCCCGCGCCUGCCCCGUCGGGCUCCGCCGAGUCCCUCCGGAGAGAUGUCCGAGCCUCCUGCUCAGUUUUGCAUCAAGCAGGAAAGAAUUUCGUACACACCUCCAGCGAGCCCGGUACCGAAUUACUCUUCGUCACCACUACAUGUCCCAGUGGCUCAAGCAGUCAGGAUGGAGGAAGACGCCAUCAGACUGCCAGCACACCUGCGUGAGUGUCAGCAUGAGGAAGACACGGUCAGACUGCCAGCACACCUGCGUUUGCAGCCGGUUUACUGGAGCAGGGAAGAUGUGGCACAGUGGCUCCGGUGGGCGGAGAAGGAGUUUUCCUUGCGGCCCAUUGAGAGCAGCACCUUCGAGAUGAAUGGCAAAGCUCUGCUGCUCCUGACCAAAGAGGACUUUCGAUACAGGUCCCCUCAUUCAGGUGAUGUUUUGUAUGAACUCCUUCAGCAUAUCCUGAAGCAAAGGAAAGCUCAUAUGCUCUUCACACCCUUCUUCCACCCUGGGAACUCUAUCCAUACUCAGCCAGAGGUCACAUUGCACCACAAUCAUGAUGAAGAUAGCUUUGUGCAGAGACCCUCGAGGCCACCUGCAGAAGCAGUCCACCACAGCACCCCAACCAUUGAACUGUUGCAUCGCUCGCGGUCGCCCGUCACCAACAACCACCGCCCAUCGCCGGACCCCGAGCAGCGGCCGCUCAAGUCCCCCAUGGAUAGCACCUUCCGCCGCCUGUCCCCGGCCGACAGAGUGCCAGGGACAAGGCACCAGUAUGAGAACAACCAGCAGGAGUCCUAUCCUCUCUCGGUGUCCCCAGUAGAAAACAACCACUGCCCGCCUUCUUCUGAGGUGCUCCAGAAGCCUUCCAGCCCUCGCCAGGAGAACACCAGGAUCAUCCAGCUGAUGCCCAGCCCUAUCAUGCAUCCUUUGAUACUGAACCCCAGGCACUCCGAUUUCAAACCACCGAGGUUGUCCGAGGAUGGGCUGCACAGGGACGUCAAGCCCAUCAACCUGUCGCACCGAGAGGAGUUAGCUUAUAUGAACCACAUCAUGGUGUCUGUCUCCCCUCCCGAGGACCACGCGAUGCCAAUUGGCAGGAUAGCAGACUGUAGGUUGCUUUGGGAUUAUGUUUAUCAGCUGCUUUCUGACAGCCGGUACGAAAAUUUCAUCCGAUGGGAAGAUAAGGAAUCGAAAAUAUUUCGGAUAGUGGAUCCCAAUGGGCUGGCUCGUCUGUGGGGAAACCACAAGAACAGAACAAAUAUGACUUAUGAGAAAAUGUCCAGAGCCCUACGCCACUACUACAAACUAAAUAUUAUCCGGAAGGAGCCAGGACAAAGGCUUUUGUUCAGGUUCAUGAAGACCCCAGAUGAGAUCAUGAGUGGCCGGACAGACCGCCUCGAGCACCUUGAAUCCCAGGAACUGGAUGAACAAAUAUACCAGGAAGAGGAAUGCUGAAGGAAACAGGUGUGCCACCUCUGUGGGUGCAGGGGAGAAACAUCUGCCUGAUGCUCGGCACGGUUUGGGAGGGAAAGCAACAACACAGGAGCAGUACUUAGGUCGCUGCUUAGCCUGAAGACCACGCAGGACCUGAAGCACCUUAACAAAGCUAACUAACCGGCAGAAGUGGUGCUGGCAGGAAAGCAAGGGGGAGAAGGCCCGGACUUACGCACUGCUUUGCUCUUCUACCGAGUCUCCCUCGAGUUUUUUCUUUCUUUUUGGCUUGUUUCAGUUUUGGGGGUUUUUGGACAUUUUUUUCCCUAAUAAACAUGCAGUUUGACUUUCCUUAUCUCACAUGGGACAAGACAUCAGAUUAUGCUUCUUCUUUUUUGGUUUUUUGUUUUUAGAAGGCUUUCCUAUGGAAAUAGAGUGCUCUUAUUUUCUGUUCAAGUCUCAUGACACAACACUGCAUAAACAAUAGCAACACAGAAGGGAUUUGCUCAAGGCUUCCAGUUUGCUUGGAUCAAUUUAUCUGUGCUGCCACUGGGAAAUGUGUUGAAGCUACCAAAAGAAUUUCUCACACAUACCUGUCAAAUGAAGAGGAGACACCCUUCACAUGUAGGCUGGGCUGUCAUCCCCACAUAGCUUGGGCUCACACAGAGUGCUCCGAGUGGCUGUUAACUGCUGGAAUAUGGACCAAAACCAAUCACCUAAGUGCUCCAGAGAGGAGAAAAAUAAAUGUGACAAACCUUUGCAAGUGACUAUCAGUUAACAUUUUCCCUCCUUCUAGCAAAGAAGUGAUAGAAUGGAGGAGGGGGAAGGGAGGGUGGGGACAAAUACAUAUAUAUAUAUGUGUAUAUAUAUCUAAAAGUUCCAUAUAUAUAUAAAUAUAUAUAUAGUCCUCCCCAGUAUAUUCACAACGCAGAGUUGUGAAUUUCAGUUCAGAGUUUUCUAUAAAAAGGAAAGACUGAAACAUCUGUAAUUACAGAAGGAAGGGGUGUUUCUCAUACCUGCUAGCAAUUUUGGGGUGAAAGGUGAAGUACUGUUCCUUACAUCACAGGGAGAAAGCAAAGGGACUCAUCACAUGGUUUGUAUUACUCAGAAGCCUCUCCAGGAUCAUUUUGUGCUGCUGGAGAGGCAGAUGAUUCACCACUCCAAAAUCUGAUGUUAGAGAACUAGAGACCAAAUAGCUAUACUUAUAUCUUGUAAUUGAUUUUGGCUUUGUUUUGGGAUUUGUUUUUUGUUUUUGUUUUUUAUGCCUCCCACUGCCCUCCCCCAUCCUACAGCUCUGCCAUCAAGGAAGCUUGUCCCAGCUUGCCUGUUUUUAACAUGAUUUAAGACAAGAGAAAAACAAACCCUACACCCGUGUUGCUUUCUUGGUUUGGGGUUUUGUUCUGGUUGCAAGAUGCCUCCAUUUGGUUUGCUGCACUGAGGGUGUUUGGCAUUAGGCAAAGAGAUAUAUCUAGUUUGGUCACAGAAAGCUCAGCAGGCCUUGAUGCCCAAACAAGAGAAACUGCUGGCCUGUUUCAUUUCACAGCUUGAACCACCAGGACAGGAAUGUCUGUGGUGUCCAGUGAUCCAUCAGCAGUGGUCCUUUGAAUGGAAGGAAGAUCUAGCAGAAAUGAUGCUUGCAGAGGUAGGAGCUGUAUAGGAAAACUGCAGGAAUCACAUGGUGCCUGAAAGAAAGCACGUCCACAGCAGUGCAUUAAAAGCAGAAAGCCUCUUUAAUGGAAACAUAAAAGAAACUAGAUCUGGAAAAAAAUCAAAAUGCUAAUCUAAUCCAUUUCAACCAAAAAACAAGGUACAUUCCCAUGAUAGAGCUUUUAUCAGCUAUUAAACCAACACAACAUUUGCUCUUUCCAUGUAUUUAACAAGAGGGUUAAUCUAUCCAGGAAAAAAUGUCACUUUGCAAUGAACAGUGUCCCCUGUGUUUAAACAGAGAUAGGCCAAUCUCACCAAAGACUUAAUAUUGAGUCACAGGUCGUAGAAGGAACAGCUUUGUUAAGGGUGUAGAUAAGCAUCGUACAACAAGGAGAGAUUUUUCCGAGCCAGUAUCUGAUGAGGAAUGACAGGGUGUACAUUUCUCCCUGAGCUUUGCCUAGCCACAUUUUCCUAUAAAAUCUCAGUAAGUUAAAAGUCCCAGCACACCACAUAUUAGAUCUGUUCUGCCUCAAAAUAAUGGACAGGGGAGUGUUUUUUAGCAAUGUGUCACCUGUCUCUGUUGUGACUCUGAAGUCCUUGGAGCUCAUGAGGCGUGAGAUUGGGAGACGUGGGACUUCAGUAGUCACAGAUCUGAAACCUAAGGUCCCUUCAGACCAAGGGCCCAAGGAGUUACUCUGUCACAUUGCUCAAGGGCCCCCAGCUUGCAGCCAGGUCUCAGGAGCUGGAGUGAAGUGGUGGAUUUGAUAGAUGGAGUGUAAUCAGAAGUACCAAUCUAAAGAAAGGCUCUGGCUGGAUCCUUGGUUGUCCAGUGGUAGAAAGUUUUUGCAGAUGAUUCAUCCUCUUGACUGCUGUGGUCUAGACAACUGCGUAACUGCAGUUCUUUGUCCUGCUGUUACAAGAUGGUGAGGGACCAAAACAAAACCAAUAGAGACUUUCUGUAUAAAGUGCUCUGAUGAGUCACAGCUUUUUGUCAUGGCCAAGGUGCACACUGCAGAAUACAGAGAACAAGAGACAAUCCACCCAUUUCCUCACCAUUAUCUAUCAAAUUAGGUCCAUCCUCAGCACCGGGUAAGACAGGAAAAUUAACGCAUUGUCCUGUAGGGAAGCUUUGUAGUGGAAAUGUUCACCUUUACAAAAAAAUGCAAUCACUUCCACUGCAAAAUCUCAGUCAAAGGGGAAGAAAUGUUUGUGGCUGUUGGAAACUUCCCAGUUCACGCAUAAAGGACAUCUUAAGACAACAUCAUCAGAACCACAGAGAAGGAGUUCUCUCAAGGCUGAUGCUAGCUGGAAUGAAAGUAGCCUUUGACCUUGGAAGAGGCCAGUCCCACAGAGGCCCUUCCUGUCACCUGCCAGCUCUCCAGGUGCCAAAGGGAAUGGUGUGGGUGACACUGGAGCUGCCAGGGCUGCAGGGCCUUGGGCCUGGGUGGGAACUGCAGGAUUUGAACUGCUCUUGGGAUCUUGAAGUGAGUUUACUAGGUAUGACUAAAAAUAAAAAAGUAGGCAGACGAGAGCAACUGCAGGAGAGAGAUUCCCACUGAUCUCACAUCCACUGGCAGAUCCAUGGGAGUGCAAAAACAGCAUUAACAUCCUGAGCCAUAGGAAUGCAUCGCUGCCUGCCAGGGCUAGCAAAGGUAACACUGUCUUUCCACCAACACUGACACCUGCCUUCCUCCCCUCCCCCAGUUUCUGAUUUCCCAGUGUAGAAUUUGCCAGCAGCAAAACAGCCAAACUUUCUGCCUUUGCCACCAGAGCGAGUGGGGAAAGGGAGAAAGCGUUUUGUUCUUGGAGACACACAAAAGUCACCUGGACACGGUCCUGGGCAGCUGCGCCUGGCUGGCCCUGCCUGGCCAGAGGGGUUUGACCAGAUCCCUGCCAACCUCAGCACCCCGCAAAGUUCUGAGCGGUUUAGUGGUUAUGCAAAGGUUAAGUGGGACUUUCAUUGUCCUCAGCUUGCUACAAGCCUCAGCAAGCCACAGGUCAGUCAGCUGGGACAUGCUGCAGCUCCACAGCAGAAUAUUUUCUUGAAUAAAGUUUGAAACCUGUUGACUGUCUCUCCAUCCAGAGAACACUACUGGGACCUUUCUGUGAACACUAAGUUGCUGCCAUCCUCCCCGUAUUUCAAACUCCACAUAUGCAUUCUCCAGAUCCUUUUUGUCAGACUGCAACUGUACGCAAAUCCAGCGUUUGAGGUCUUUUUUAAAAAAAAAUAAAAUUCUAGUGUUUUUAUUGAUGAAGGCUUUUGUUUUUUUAAGGUGUGGGGCUAAGGGACUGAAUCAAAUGAAUGUAACAAAACAGAAACAAACAAGCCUAUUCUCAGGGCCAGUGAGUUGCAAAUAAUUUUUUAAAUGCUUGUAAUUACAUCAUCUCAAUAAAAAAAAAUUUAAUAUAAAA